AUGGAACUCGCCCAGGAUCCCGAGUACGACCCUGGUUUCCUGGGUCUGUACCAUGGAGGCCGCUCCAUCAACAUCUGCAAGUGCGGCAAACGAACCUUUCGGCCGAGAGGUAGUGGCGACCACUGGAUCGCUGGCCACAAAUUGGCCAUUCUCUUAGACCUGGAUGAGGGGAGCAUGCAAUGUUUCGACGAUUUGAUCCCUUUUGGACCCAAGCAGGACCUGCCCCGGGUGCCUUUGUGGCCUGCGGUGGUCUUGGGCCGCGCUGGCGAGAAAGUGAGCGUGUCGGUGAGCUGCGUGUGA
This is a messenger RNA of Cladocopium goreaui, 300 nucleotides long. Lineage: Eukaryota; Dinophyceae; Suessiales; Symbiodiniaceae. The record is from the annotation of a GenBank genome assembly.